This is a messenger RNA of Carassius auratus (goldfish), 3020 nucleotides long. RefSeq names its product protein phosphatase 1 regulatory subunit 3A-like. NCBI's taxonomy places the organism in Eukaryota, Metazoa, Chordata, Actinopteri, Cypriniformes, Cyprinidae. The record is from RefSeq and is a predicted model, not a curated record. Bases 351 to 2645 code for a protein of 764 amino acids. Gene Ontology annotation, biological process: regulation of glycogen biosynthetic process. Gene Ontology annotation, molecular function: glycogen binding; protein phosphatase 1 binding. The transcript is spliced from 4 exons. Gene Ontology annotation, cellular component: protein phosphatase type 1 complex.
CGGCUACCAAACAAAUAAACCUGUCUUUUAACUUUAAAACAGCAGUGGGAGUGCCAACAAGCGAUCAGGGGGAGGGAUGUACAAACAGAGCCCUUCUUCCUCCUCUUGACCUCUGGAAAACGAUGGACGUGCUGCUUCCUUCUAAAUUUAGACACUUAUUUGUGUCUGUGCACUAUGCGCUUCAAACUGCAGUUCUUGUUUAUGUCAAUAGUUUAGGCCUAGUUCGGUCGAAGCGAGGUGACAGACCCUCGCUGGUCUCCGUUGGCACUAUGAGCGACAGCUCGGUCUGACGGACGCGCACAUCACAGUAACGGUACCUUUCAUGUUUACGAGACUCGGAAAGAGACGUAAUGGCGCAGGAGAAUAAUAGUCAUUUCCUAACUAUCCCCUCACAAGAGGAUCUUUUCAGGACUGUGAGGCCAGAGCGUUUCGAAGACAACAGUAAUGAUGAGGAUGAGGAAGAAACGGAGGAAGACGUCAGGCUAAUACCGAGGUCUUCUCCUAUUCCCAGAAAGCGAGGCACUUCGAUUGCGGAUGAAACCGCCGAGUACAUGCGAAUUCGCCUGGCGUUACCGACCAGAAGCGUGUCGUUUGCAGACAGUUCGGGAGCCGAGCUGGUCGAUGUCAGAUUGUUUGUCCCGUUUGAUUCAGAUGACGAGGACGAUGCAAGAUGGGAGGAAGAGAAGGCGCGGUACCGAAAAGCCUACCGUGAGCCCACUUACCGUGUGUGGCCGGAGUUCCAGCCGCUCACCGGAGCAGAGCUCGUGCACGCUGUCCACAGCAACAAGCUGGAAGUGGAGAGCGUGACAUCUGUGCCAGACGAGCCUCUGUCAUUCGAGGUGCUUAUUCGUGUGCUCAACAUUUCUUUUAAAAAAUCAGUUUAUGCCCGGUCCACGAUGGAUGGUUGGAUCAGUCACUUUGAUUACCCAGCCGAGUACGUCCAGGGCUCAAACGAAGGCGAAACGGACAAGUUCUCCGUGAAACUGGCCUUCGCUUCACCGUAUCUGUUCAACGGAGCGCGGAUUGAUUUUGUUUUGCGCUAUGAGACGGCAGAUGGAGAGUUUUGGGCAAACAACUCAGGCAGGAAUUACUCGGUUACUCUCUUACAGUCAUUUGAAGACGACACAAUCCUGACCACCACAGAGGACACAACAGAGCUGAGAGGGAUCCUGAAACCUCCCAGAUACAGAGCUGACAUUGGUUUUGACGACUCUGAUGACAGAGAAGAAGAUGCAGAUCUGAGCAGCACUAAGUGUGAAGCAGCAGAGAAUCAAGCGUCUUCUGCACAGCCGGUUACAGUCCAGCCAGAGAUCGACAUCGAGACUGCCAAGAAUUCGUCCAUUUCUCCAGAAUUCACCAGAACCUCCUCCACAGCUGGAUGUCCUCAGUUCACUUUAGAUACUCCCCCUGGAGAACCACUUGCACUAGAAUCAAUGUCAUCCAAUAGUUUACCACAAACAGAAGAGUCUGGACUUCAGCCGUCAACUCUAUCCGUCCCCCAGUCGCGUUCAACACAGCAGUUCUCUGAGCCACAAGAUCAAUUCUAUAAUGUUGGUCCUUCCUUGCCCCUUCCCCUUCGUUCAGUCCUCGUACACCAUUAUGAUCACCCAGAGACAUCCAAGGAUGAAUUUGAGGAUUCAAGUAAACCUGACCAAUCCCUUCAUCCACAAAAGGAUUAUUUUCACAGUGAUAUGUUAGCGCAAGUGCCUUUCGAGUUAGGCCAACCAUCACUGGCUGGGCUUCCAGACAUGCCACAAAUCCAGGAAGAAGGUAUGCAGAAUGUUAAGGAUAGGACAGAUGUUAAGGAAAAGGAUGACAUAUUGACAGAUGUGCCUGAAGAACCGAGUAGGAAUGCAGAAGAAGAUAAAACAGGGACUUACUUUCACAUGUUGGAAGAAGCCAAGCAGCUUCUUGCAUCAAAUGAGGUAAACAAUGCCGUUAAAGAUCUGGAAGAGUGCAAUUUAUCAGAGGGAUCACAGCCCCCCCUGGAGGAAGGAAUUCUAGAACAGAAACUAGAACUUGUCUCUUCAGUCCCAGUCGAGACCACUAAGACAACUGAGGUGGAAAGUACCAAGAUGGAUGAGGAGGAAACAGAUGGUUUGGUACCCUCUCAUUUAGGUCCCACAAGAAAGGACAAAGAAUCUCAAAGUUUUCUCAUCCAUCCAGUCUUUAAUAAGCCAGAAACCAUACAACAUCAGCAAGAGGAAGGACUUGUCUUGGAUCCCAGCAUGUUGGCCUCAGUCCUCCCUGAUGAUCCACACCUUGAUAACCAAACUGUUUCCAUGUGUAUUCCAGAGCAUCCAGUGAGCAAACCAGAAAAGCCAGAGCUGAUCAGCAUUUCUGAAACAUUACCAACAGCCUUCAAUCUUCAACCUUCAACUGUUAACUCUUCAGAAGAUGAAUUAAUUUUUGAGGGUGGUGAACCUUCUACUGCUCCAUAUCAGACAUGUGAAGACCCUGGAACCCUGCACACACUGCCCAGACACGGCACUAAACUAUCUCAAAUAUCAAAGGAUGCGACUCUGGAGACAUGUCUGGUGGUCCCUGCAACCUUCUUCACUGUUGUUAUUUGCCUGGCUGUUGGGAUUCAAGAGCCCAGCUUUUUUCUGUGGGUGGGAUUAUUCCUGUUUCUUGUCUAUAAAUAGAUAGAUCUAUGUUUUAUCAAUCUAUUAGAUUCCUUCUAAUUUCUAUGCCAGCCAGCUCUCAGAUCAGUUUUUUUCUAAAAAGCCUUAAGACUUUUCCUUCUUACUUUUCCCCCAGUGCCUUGAGGAAUUCCAAAGUGUGUGUGUGUAUAUUCAGACUUCUAGUAUAAAAUCUGCAAUGGUUUAUUUACAACCAAAUAAAUAGUUUGAAAAAGCAGUUUGUGUUUUAGCUGAGUGACAUCACUGUGUACCUCAUACAAGACUGGCCAAUUAAAAUAUGGCUCAGCUCAUUGAUUCAUACUGACUAAAAUGUCUGGUAUGUCUAUAUAUGUAUGUGCAUACAGUAGCUACUGAAGAUUACAUUUGACUUGUUUUGUA